GAGAGGCUCAGCCUGAGUCAUGCACACAGACACAAACGUCAAGUGGCCACAUCCUUUCUCUGUAGAGGCAGGACAAGUCCCUGCCCACACAGUCCAGGCUGGCAAAGUUCUCAGGCUUCCACUUGCUGCUCACACAUGGAGCCGAGGGGAAUCUGCCCAGUGACUUUGUAUGCUUAACAACAUCCCAUAGCCGCUGGGUCUCAGGACAUGAAGAUGAAAGUCCUUAUGUUGAUUGCGGCUAGGCUGCUGUUUCUGCCAGCCACUGUUUGCCAAAGUGGCAUGAAAAAUGUUUCAGACAACUCUGCAAAGUCCAUCUUAACUAUUAAGAGUUUUAAUGGCGGUCCCCAAGAUGCCUUUGAAGAAUUUCCACUUUCUGACAUAGAAGGCUGGACAGGAGCCACCACAACUAUAAAAGCGAACUGCCCUGAAGAAAGUACUUCAGCUCUCUAUGUGAAUAAUGCUACUAUGGGAUACCUGAGAGGUUCCUUAAGUACCAAAGUGAUACCUGCUAUCUACAUCCUGGUGUUUGCAGUUGGCGUACCAGCAAACAUCGUGGCCCUGUGGAAACUCUCCUCAAGGACCAAAUCCAUCUGUCUGGUCAUCUUUCACACCAACCUGGCCAUCGCAGAUCUCCUUUUCUGUGUCACACUGCCAUUUAAGAUCGCCUACCAUCUCAAUGGGAACAACUGGGUAUUUGGUGAGGUCAUGUGCCGGAUCACCACAGUCGUUUUCUACGGCAACAUGUACUGUGCUAUCCUGAUCCUCACCUGCAUGGGCAUCAACCGCUAUCUGGCCACAGUCCACCCUUUCACAUACCGGAAGCUGCCCAAACGCAGCUUCACUUUGCUCAUGUGUGGCGUGGUGUGGCUCAUGGUUUUCUUAUAUAUGCUGCCGUUUGCCAUCCUGAAGCAGGAGUACCAUCUUGUUGAGCCAGAGAUCACCACCUGCCAUGAUGUCAUCAACACAUGCGAGUCCCCAUCACCCUUCCGAUUCUACUACUUCGUCUCCUUGGCAUUCUUUGGGUUCCUCAUCCCGUUUGUGAUCAUCAUCUUCUGUUACACAACUCUCAUCCGCAAACUUAACUCACAGGAUCGUAAAUGGCUGAAGUACAUCAAGGCGGUCCUCCUCAUCCUUGUGAUUUUCACAAUUUGCUUUGCCCCCACCAACAUCAUACUCAUAAUCCACCAUGCUAACUACUACUACAGCAACACCGAUAGCUUGUACUUUAUGUAUCUCAUAGCUCUGUGCCUGGGGAGCCUGAAUAGCUGCCUAGAUCCAUUCCUUUAUUUUGUCAUGUCAAAAAUUGUAGAUCAGCUUACUUCUUAGUCAGCAAUGGCAAGAUCAAGAGAACAAGGAAAGAUAUUUGUGAAAAUGUACAUGCUUGGGCUGAUUCGUGCAUGGCACCCAACAGCUCAAUUUUUAAUUUUUAAAUUUCAAUUUAAUUUAAUUUUAUGUUUUUGAGAUAGAGUCUCACUGUAGUCCUGGCUGGCCUGGAAUUCUCUAUUUAGACCAGAUUGGCCUUGAACUCAGAGAGAUCUGCCUGCUUCUGCCUCCCAAGCACUGGGAGGGGGGUGUGUCAACCAGGCCUGACAGCAACUCCCUUUUUAAGCUACUAUGAAAUAGUGCUUCACACAUCAAAUGUAAAGUUAUGAGGAUUAAAAUAAUACUUUGUAUUUUGAGAAUGUCUUAGUUGUAAGCAAAAUUUCAUUAUUCCUAUGGCAAUGGACACAUUUCUAUUUGCCUUCCUGAUUCUCCCAAGCUAUACUUUCUCCUUCCCUCCUGUGAGUGGCAUUGCAGCCUGGGAGGUUAUCAUUACCCAUGGUUCUCCUUUCUCCUCAAGUGGGUGUCCUGUCUUCAUUCCACCUCUGUCCUAAAGUGGCUGCUCUCAUGGCCAGCUGAGCCUAAUUUCCACAGAUCCAGUUAACCUUCCUUAAAUAGUUUUCUGAACUCAUCAUGCACACACUUCCUUUGACCCUGCACUACUCCUGAAAUGGCAAACCCUUGGAUGGUUUUCAUUGCCAACUCCCUACCAUGACCUGUGGAGCCAUGCCUGCCAUUACACAUCCUUCACACCAACUGUCUUCCCUCCCAGUCCCUCCCUGCCCCCCCCCACCGAAACCCUUCUCGCAUCUUUGCUUUAAUCUGUCCAGCUUUUCAAGUCAUUAAAGGCUCAUUCAUCCCUUACUCUCAAACUAGAAGCGUCAUUUUCUUCAUCUGGAUUUCUAAAGCACUUUUUUAUAAUUAUGGCACUUCUAGAAAAACAAGCCUGCUAAGCUCAUUUGCCUAUAAAUAUUACUUCCAUUAAGUAUACACUCACUGUAAUUAAGUUCUCUAUGUGGUCAGCUCUCUCUGUACCUGCAAGUUUCACAUCAGUAGACUCAACCAACCACGAACCAAAAACACUUGAAAAAAAAUUGUAUGAACUGGGCACGAACAGAAUUUUUCCUUUUCAUUACUCCCUAAAUAAUACUGAAAAUAGAUAAUAAUAAAUGAUACUCUUUGUACAGUAUUCACACUGUAUUAAGUAUUUCUAAGUCAUCCAGACAUGAAGUGAAGUGUACGGGGGACGAUGCAGAGGUUGCAGCCACUGCUAUAGGGAUUUGGAAUCUGUGGAGUUUAGUGUCUGCAGGGGUCCUGCAAGCUACCUGGGAGGAAUGAUGGAGAGGUGGUCUUUGUCCUCCCUCCUUUGAGGUUCUUGUGGUCAUUCCAAGGCCCUGUUCUGUGGGGCCAGCUGUACUCUUUGUGUAGCAUGUGGCUGGAUCAAGAAUAAAAUCCCAAAACAUCUAAACAACA
Messenger RNA from Mastomys coucha (southern multimammate mouse), 2793 nucleotides. It is a transcript of the gene F2rl2, whose product is annotated as coagulation factor II thrombin receptor like 2. Gene Ontology annotation, biological process: positive regulation of Rho protein signal transduction; blood coagulation; phospholipase C-activating G protein-coupled receptor signaling pathway. Gene Ontology annotation, molecular function: thrombin-activated receptor activity. The coding region runs from base 208 to 1326 and encodes 372 amino acids. NCBI's taxonomy places the organism in Eukaryota, Metazoa, Chordata, Mammalia, Rodentia, Muridae. The record is from RefSeq and is a predicted model, not a curated record. Gene Ontology annotation, cellular component: membrane. The transcript has 2 exons.